AUGGCAGCGCUGUGCGCUUCAUCGUCAGCAGCUGAGCUACCGCCGCCACAAAAGAAGUCAACUCGGCCACGAAAGACUAAGGCUUAUGUACCAGAGCCACGCUCCGGUGCGCAUGGCAUACUCGUUGCUAUGUAUUUGAAGGCACAUGAAGACCAUGAUAAAGACGCACAGCUAGGCAAAUCGGAGCUUAUUGCUCGUGCCCAACCGUAUUGCGAUAAUGAUUACUCGGUGCCUGGUUGCGGAACAAGUUCUGCUACACCAGCAUCUUUACUGCGCCGGGGAAUGCCCUCAGGCUCACAGUCACUGGCUGCGCCGCGCAAAUCAUUCGCAACAGCAUGGAGCAGUAUGAAAGUUCUUAUCAACAAAGGCUACGUAUAUCGCUCGGGGAAUCCUGCCCUCUAUUCUCUAAGUGAGCAAGGCCUGGAAAUCGCCUCAAUCCUGGCAACGGCGGAGGGAUUUUCCCCGACAAUACAGUCGCGUGCGUCGCCGCCACGAGCAAGCAGCGAGCACGUAGCAGCACCUUUAUCGUCAUCGCCAUCAACCUCAUCGGCGCAGUUACCCUCGUCGCCUACACCGUCGCCUUUGCAUCCAGCUGCGGUGAUGCCUCUACAUUCGCCCUCUCGCACAACCAAUGUUGCACCACUACCGUUGCAUCAUGCAGCGCCCGUGCUGACUGCCUCAAGGCUCGACAGCUCGCCCUCGCCUGAAGUGAUACAAUGCGAUCCUCAGCCAUCCACACAACGUUCGUCUCGCGUCACGACGUGUGUGCCUCAGUUGUACUUACCACCGCGGACGAAUCUAUCGCAGGCUAGUAUACCCGGUGCUGCUCGCGAGCCAUCCCCUGGCGACACGAUCAAUCUGGUCGAUUCGUCCGACAAUACUAGUUUCGACGCGGGCUCUGAUGGCAUUCAAAUCAUCGACACGCCGCCAAGAUCGCAGCGCCUUAAUAUCUCUCUCAUCGAAUCUUCGCCGAUCGUCAUUAGCUCGAGUCCUCAUGCUAUAUCACAAGCGCAUGAUGCUGUUGUUGGAUGCUACAUCCUACCGCCCGAAUCGUAUACGAUUCACAUGGUCGUGGAUCACCGCGAAGUUCGCUCUCGGACUUCGACAUUCAUGGAUGCAGGGCAGCAACGUAUCACAUUUGAAGGAGCACUGACACAGCGAGGUGUGCCCUGUGAGCUACGGGCGUUGGAGCUCGGCGAUAUUCUUUGGGUUGCGCGGCCAAAAAGGGACUUGCCGCCGGACAAGAAGAAAGCAUGGACGUACGUCCAGGAAGUUGUUCUCGAUACAGUUGUGGAGCGCAAGCGGCUUGAUGACCUCGCAUCCAGCAUCUUUGAUGGGCGCUGGCACGACCAGAAGCAGCGUCUUCGACAUGCAGGCAUAGGGCAGGUUAUCUACCUGAUCGAAGACAUUCACGUGCCGCACCUGAUGCAACGACAUGGUGCCCAAAUUCAGACAGCCUUGAGCAGUACACAGGUCAUUGACGGGUUCUUUGUGCACCGCACAGCCAAUAAUCAAGGCACUGUGGAUUUCUUGGUCACAUUGCAUGAGGCUGUCAUGGACAUGUACAAAGACACGCCUCUUUACGUUCUGCGAGAGGAGACGAUCGCUCGUGAGCAUUAUGACCAGCAGCAGCGCACCAUGCGUGCAGAGUACCCAGGCAUUCGUUUCCACACGUCGUUCCACACAUACCAGCAGCUGCAUGCCAAGACCAGUACGGCGAGCACCAUCGAGGCCACGUGGAUCCGCAUGCUGUUGUGUGUUCGAGGUGUUUCUGCUGACAAGGCACAGGAGAUUGUGCGGCAUUUUCCGACGCCGCAACACUUGCUUCGUGCCUACAGCCGCUGUCCGUCGCAGCUCGAUGCACAACGCUUGCUUAGCACGACGAUUGACGCAACGACGCGUCUCACUCGUCGGCGUAUUGGCCGUGUCCUAAGCGAGCGCAUCUGGCACAUUUUGGAUGCUCCUACGUACUAA
This is a messenger RNA of Malassezia globosa CBS 7966, 1974 nucleotides long. RefSeq lists its product as uncharacterized. Gene Ontology annotation, biological process: double-strand break repair via break-induced replication; resolution of meiotic recombination intermediates; DNA catabolic process. Gene Ontology annotation, molecular function: 3'-flap endonuclease activity; crossover junction DNA endonuclease activity; DNA binding. Gene Ontology annotation, cellular component: Holliday junction resolvase complex; nucleus. Lineage: Eukaryota; Fungi; Basidiomycota; Malasseziomycetes; Malasseziales; Malasseziaceae. The record is from RefSeq and is a predicted model, not a curated record. The transcript has a single exon. Bases 1 to 1974 code for a protein of 657 amino acids.